This is a messenger RNA of Solanum pennellii, 618 nucleotides long. RefSeq lists its product as uncharacterized. The record is from RefSeq and is a predicted model, not a curated record. The transcript is spliced from 3 exons. Lineage: Eukaryota; Viridiplantae; Streptophyta; Magnoliopsida; Solanales; Solanaceae. The coding region runs from base 1 to 618 and encodes 205 amino acids.
AUGGUGAACACACCAGCUGAAGUUGUGGUUUCAAAUUCAUCAUUCUCAGGGAUGAAGAUUACAUAUCAUAAUCAUCCACUUCAUUUAUCAUCUGGAGAUGUACCAGGAGCAGUACAUAUUGGAAUUCAACUUGUAGGCACAGAGAAUUAUUCAUUGUGGAGCAGAGCUAUGCGAUUAGCUUUAUUAACUCGUAACAAACUCGGAUUUAUCAAUGGCAGUUUCCUGAAAGAAGAUUUUGAAGCAAAUCUGGACAUGCAGUGGGAGAGAUGCAAUGUCUUGGUCGUAUCAUGGAUAACUGGUAAUGGAGUAAUGUUUGUUUCUGCCUAUUUCUCUAAAUUGAAAGAUUUGUGGGAUGAAUACGAUCCCAUUGUUGGUCCUCCCCUUUGUCACUGUGAUAAAUCGAAGACAUAUAUACUUCCUAGAAGUCAUAUUUUGAUGAUGAUUCCGACACCAACACUCAAUCAAGUAUAUGCUAUGAUCAUACAAGAUGAAAGCCAGAAACACAUUGCAAGUGGCAGUUAUGGUGGAGGUGAUGCUCUAGAACCCACAGCGCUAUUCACUCAGGGAGGAUGUGGAGGUGGACAUAGGCCACCUCAAGGAUACAGAAAAGGAUUGUGA